Perognathus longimembris pacificus (Pacific pocket mouse) is the source of this 2405-nucleotide messenger RNA. RefSeq names its product basal cell adhesion molecule (Lutheran blood group) (gene Bcam). The transcript has 15 exons. The record is from RefSeq and is a predicted model, not a curated record. Lineage: Eukaryota; Metazoa; Chordata; Mammalia; Rodentia; Heteromyidae. Gene Ontology annotation, cellular component: plasma membrane. The coding region runs from base 66 to 1952 and encodes 628 amino acids.
CCCGCCGGGCCCCGCCGCCACCGAGCCUCACCCCAGGCUCACUUGCCGCCGCCGCAGCCGCGAACAUGGAGCCCCCGGACGCGGGGAUCGGGGCGCGCGGGGCCCCGCGGCUGCUGUGGCUCGCGCUCCUGCUGGCGGUGCACCCAGGUGUACAGGCAGAGGUGCACCUGUCUGUGCCCUCUUUGGUGGAGGCUAUGCAGGGGGAGCCAGUCACCCUGGACUGCGAGGUCUUGGGGAAUCCCAACCAGUACGUGCUGGAAUGGUUCCUUACUGAUCGCUCCGGGGCCCGCCGCCGCCUGGCCUCCGCCGAGUACCGGAACUCCAAGCUCCAGGGUUCUGUAGAUGAUCCUGGGAGCCGCAGCCCCCCAUACCAGCUGGAUUCUCAGGGGCGCCUGGUGCUGGCUAAGGUCAAGGUGGGCGAUGAGCGGGACUAUGGGUGUGUGGUGAAGGCGGGGGCGGCCGGCACUGCAGAAGCCACCGCAAGCCUCCGUGUGUUUGCAAAACCAGAGGCCACUGAGGUGGCCCCCAACAAAGGGACGUUGUCAGUGAUGGAUGAGUCAGCCCAGGAGAUUGCUACUUGCACCAGCCGCAAUGGCAACCCAGCCCCUCAGAUCUCGUGGUAUCGGGACGGGCAGCACUUGAAAGUGCCCAUGGAGAUGAACCAGGAUAGGUAUAUGACCAGCCGCACAGUCCGGGAAGCCUCUGGCCUGCUGUCCCUCUCCAGCACCCUCUACCUACGGCUGCACAAGAAGGACCGUAAUGCCAGCUUCCACUGUGCUGCUCAGUACAGCCUCCCUUCGGGCCAACAUGGUCGCCUGGACAGCCCUGCCUUCCACCUCACCUUGCACUACCCCACGGAGCACGUGCAGUUCUGGCUGGGCAGCCCAUCCACCACCGAGGGCUGGGUCCGCGAGGGCGACUCUGUCCACCUGCUCUGCCAGGGGGAUGGCAGCCCCAGCCCAGAGUACACAUUUUUCCGCAUUCAGAACAAUGAGGAGCAUAAUGUCAAUGUCAGCCUGGAGGGGAACUUGACCCUGAAGGCGGUGCGUCGGGACCAAAGUGGGGUUUACGGCUGCCGUGUGGAAGACUAUGAUGCUGCUGACGAAGUCCAGUUAGCCAAGACCUUGGAGCUGCGCGUGGCAUACCUGGACCCCCUGGAGCUGAGUGUGGAGGAGCAGCUCCCUGUGUUUCUCAACAGCAGCCUCACUCCCAUCCAUUGCUCUGCUCAUGGCCUGCCCGAACCCACCCUCCGCUGGACCAAGGAUUCUGUUCCCCUGGCGGAUGGCCCCACACUCUUGCUCAGCGAUGUCACCUUCGACUCCGCGGGCACCUACCUGUGUGAGGCCUCCACCCCAACCGUCCCCCUCCUCAGCCGCACGCGGAGCUUCAGGCUGCUCGUCCAAGGGUCACCUGAGUUAAAACCCCUGGAGAUGGAGCCGAAGCCCAAAGAUGGCUGGACGGAAGGGGAUGAGGUGCGGCUGGCCUGCUCCGCCCGCGGCUACCCGGAGCCUACACUCACCUGGAGCCAGCAGGGAGGCACCCCGGCAGAGCCCAUCGGGGACACGGGCUGGGUGAGCAGCAUCCUGACCCUGAAGGUGACCGGCACCCUAGGCCGCGAGGGCGUCACCUGUGAGGCUUCCAAUGUCCACGGCAAAGCCAGCCACAUCUUCCACUUUGGGACGGUGGCCCCCCAGAUGGCCCAGGCCGGUGUGGCAGUGAUGGCCGUGGCAGUCAGCGUGGGCCUCUUGCUCCUGGUCGUGGCUGCUUUCUACUGCAUGAGACGCAAAGGUCGUCCCGGCUGCUGCCGGCGGGCGGAGAAGGGGGCACCGCCCCCCGGGGAGCCGGAGCUGAGCCACUCAGGAUCCGAGCGGCCAGAACACACAGGUCUCCUCAUUGGAGGCGCCUCCGGGGGCACGCGGAGUGGCAGUGGGGGCUUCGGAGAUGAGUGCUGAGCCCACACACCCCCACCACCACCAGAAGCCAUCACUGGACCUAACGCCUUGGGCAUGGGGGACACGGCCCGCGGCCUCCGCCCCCUUCCUUCUCCUGCCUGCCAGGCCCUCCCUUCCUUCCUCCAUGGCCCAGUGGCCAGCCCAGCCGCCAUGGCCCCUGCCUGGGGCGGGCGGUGAGGCUGGGGGGGGCCUUCCUCCAGGGGGAGGGUGUGUGUGUGAGUCUCCCAGGCCCAGAAUAGCUGCUGGACACCAGCCCAGCACCCGCCAGCGCUCGGCCGGCCCGAGGCCCCGAGGGUCGGGGCCUGCCCGGCUAUUUUUACCUCUGCCUCUCUCUCCAGUCCUCCCCAACCUGACCCCCAUCUCUGUCCUGCUGCAUAGUCUGACACUGGACCUCCCCCCACCCCCAUUAUAUGUGAACACUGGAGACCCCAAUAAAUGCCACCUGUCACAUGA